AUGGUGAUUCACAAUUCAGUUUUAAAUAAGAAGGGUAACAUUUGGUUGUUUUGGAAUAAGCAUCUUCCUACACCAACUGUUAUUUCAAUGUCAACCCAAAUGAUCACAGUAAAUAUUGGAGGUAAUUUGAUAUCUGGAAUUCAUGCUCAUGUUGGAGCUGUUCAAAGAAGAAAUUUAGGUUCUGAGAUGGAGGGAGAUCCAGCUUUUGUUUUUCAGAGUAAACUCAAGAUUCUUAAAAAGGUGUUAGUAGACUGGAACUGGAGAAUGUUUGGAAAUGUGCAUGAGCAAAUCAAGGAGGCACCAAAAGAAGUUCAAGAAGCAAUGAAAUUAUCAGAUGAAAAUCCUUCCAAUGAGGAGUUAUUGGAGAAUUUAGUUAAAGCUGAAAAUAAGUUAAAUUCAAAAGAAGUACAGUUAAGCACAAUGUACAAGUUAAAAGCUAGAACAAAGUGGGUAAAAGAAGAUUCUCUACUUGAUGUAAUUCCAAGUUUAAUAACAUCUGAAGAUCAAGAGAUGUUGGAUGUUAUUCCAUCAAGAGAAGAAAUUAAAAACAUUAUUUUUGAAAUGGAUCCAGACAGCUCCCCUGGUCCAGAUGGUUUCUCUGGAAGCUUUUACAGAGCUUGUUGGAUGAUAAUUCAGGAUGAUGUGGUCAAUGCAGUUCAAUUCUGCUGGAAAAGAAGAUUUAUACCAAAGGGAUUAAAUUCCAACUUCCUGGUAUUACUUCCAAAGGUUGAAGGUGCAAGAUCUCCUCAGCAGUAUAGACCAAUUGGUCUUAGCAAUAAAAGAAGAAAUGGCAACAUUGGUCUUAAAUUGGAUAUAUCUCAAGCUUAUGACUCAAUAAGCUGGAAUUUUCUGUUUCAAGUUCUAAAGAAAUAUGGUUUUUCAGAUUCUUGGUGCAAGUGGCUAAGUAUUCUGUUUGAGUCUGCUAGAAUAUCACUCAUGAUUAAUGGUGGACCAAAUGGCUUCUUUUCUGUAGGAAGGGGGUUAAGGCAAGGAGACCAAUUAUCUCCAUUACUCUUUGUGCUAAUGGAGGAUGUGCUUAGUAGAAACAUCACAAAGAUGGUAACGGAAGAUGAUGUGUUUGUAUUCUGCAACGGAGCUAAAAAAAGUAUUCAAAAUUUGAUGAAACUUCUGGAAGUAUAUCAAGAUAGUUCAGUGCAGGUGAUUAACAAAAGUAAAAGCAAACUGUUUGUGGAUGGAACUACAGCUGCUAGAAAGUUACUAAUUAAGGAAAUAAUGCAAAUGGAGAUAAAUAGUCUGCCUGAUAAAUACUUGGGAGUUAUCUUACAUGCUGGUAUAGUUAAAAUUGCCACUGUUUGGCCUAUGGUGGAGUUAAUGCAAAAGAAGUUGGCUAGAUGGAAGGGUAAACUAAUGGCUUUUCAUGACAGACUUGUUCUCAUCAAAUCAGUGCUCUGCGGUAUUCCAAUUUACAGCAUGUCAAUCUAUCUGUGGCCAAAUGAAGGGGGGCUUGGUCUUCAAAGAUUGGAAAUCAUUAAUAAGUCAUUGCUCAUGAAAAUUUUAUGGAGGAUAAUAAAUUCAGAAGAUGAAUGGGCCUUAUUCAUUAAAGCAAAAUUUCAAGAUAAACACCACCAAUGGAAGAGUAAUUGGCAAAUGUCAUCUAUCUGGACAGGUCUAAAAGGUGUUUGGAAUCAUUUGAAAGAAAACAUCAGAUGGUGUCUUGGAAAUGGAAAGAAAAUAUCAUUCUGGUUUGAUUCAUGGCUUGGAGAUAUUAAAGGCAAUUUCUCUACUUCAUCUGCUGUUAAUCUAAUAAGAUACAAGGAGCAGCCUCUGCAACACUAUACAAAAAUCUGGAAUUCAUAUUUACAUCCAACUAUUGCAAGUAAAAUAUGGAAGCUCAUUCAAGGUGUUUAUGUAGAUGACUCUGUGAUGGUUAAGAGGGGUUAUGAGUUAGCUUCAAGAUGUUUUUUCAGGUUUCAAAUACCAAAUUCAUUUGAAGAUGUGUGGAGCAUAGCUAAAAGUAAAAGCCCUUUUAUAAAAGAAUGUUGGAUCAUUGCUGCCUGUGCAAUCUUAAGAGACCUCUGGUUUCAAAAGAAUAGAAUGUGGUUUGAGCAGAUAAAACCUAAUAUGCAAAGCUUCAAGGCUAUAAUCAAGAAGACUAUCUAUGAAAGAAGUCUCAUAAUAAAGAGCAACAAAUGUAAUUCUGAUAUUGAUACUCAGGUAAUCCUUUAUUUCAAUCUUGAGCCAAGAAGAAUCAAAUUUCAGAGUAUAAAAAUGUGUCAUUGGAUACCUCCAAGUCUUGGUUUUAUCAUGUUUUGUUGUGAUGGAGCAUCAGUUGGAAAUCCAGGUUGUGCUGGUUUUGGAGUAGUAAUUAGAGAUCAUUUGUGUCAGGUGUUAGGAGUUAUAACUGGUGGUAUUGGUGUUGCUACAAAUUACUUGGCAGAAGUAUAUGCAGUUAUAAAUGCAGUAGAAUUGGCAGUUAGCUGGGGACUGCAAAAUAUCAUAAUAUGCUCUGAUUACAAAACAGUAAUAACAGAGUUUGAAAACAAUAAGGUUCCCUGGUUUGUGAGAAUGAUAUGGAAUAAGGCAAGAAAUCACAUUCAUGAGAUUCAUUUCUUACACAAUUAUAGAGAAAUUAACUUUGUUGCUGACACUGCAGCUAAGAAAGGAGCAAAAAUGAGUGCAGGGCAGAGGCUGGUUUACACCGGAAGGCCUAUUUUUUUGACUAGAGUUGAAUAUCCAAAUGUGGAUUACUAUAGGAUCUGUUAG
This is a messenger RNA of Papaver somniferum (opium poppy), 2724 nucleotides long. RefSeq lists its product as uncharacterized. Gene Ontology annotation, molecular function: nucleic acid binding; RNA-DNA hybrid ribonuclease activity. The coding region runs from base 1 to 2724 and encodes 907 amino acids. The transcript has 8 exons. The record is from RefSeq and is a predicted model, not a curated record. NCBI's taxonomy places the organism in Eukaryota, Viridiplantae, Streptophyta, Magnoliopsida, Ranunculales, Papaveraceae.